AUGUCUCGGGCACCGUAUGAUGCGGUCAUCAUCGGCUCUGGGCAGUCAGGGAAUCCAUUGGCAAAGGCCUUCGCGGAUACCGGACGAAAGACGGCCUUGAUUGAGAAGGCGGACAUAGGAGGAACAUGUGUGAACUGGGGCUGCACCCCAACGAAGACCAUGAUUGCAUCAGGAAGAGCAGCAUACUUGGCCAGGCGAGGAGCGAACUACGGUGUCAAUGCCGGCAAGAAUGUCAAUUCUGACGUCUUGGUCGACAUGGAAAGAGUCCGGGAACGCAAGAGAGAUAUCGUAGCGAGCUUCAGCGGAGGGAAUGAAAGUCGAUUGCUGGAAGCAGGAGUGGAUGUUUUAAAAGGAGAAGCUAGGUUCACGGGGCCGAAGUCGCUCACUGUGAGGAUGAACGAUGGUGGCGACAAGGAGGUCACAAGCGAUCUGAUCUUCAUCAACGUGGGAGAGCGGCCGUCGAGACCAGAUCUGUCAGGUAUUGAUAGCAUUCCGCCUGAGCGAGUGCUAGAUUCGACAACCAUCAUGGAGCUUGGCUCGGUACCAGAGCAUCUGAUCGUACUUGGCGGCGGCUACAUUGGAUUGGAAUUCGGACAAUUAUUCCGUCGAUUUGGUUCGAAGAUUACGAUCAUCCAACGGGCGGAACGUCUUAUACCUCGAGAAGACCCGGAUGUCUCGAAGUGCAUGUUGGAUAUCCUGGAAGAAGAUGGAACCUGUGUCUACCUAUCGAGCCAGCCCAACUCCAUAUCGCGUACAAAGAAUGAGGCUUUGCCAGUUUCAUUGAGCAUCAAAUUUACUGACGGCAGGACGAAAACCAUCGAAGGUUCGCAUUUGCUCCUUGCUGCGGGUCGAACUCCCAACACGGACACGCUCAACUUGACUGCUGCCGGGGUCACUACUUCUCCCCGCGGCCAUGUUCUCGUCCACGAUGACCUUUCUACCCAUGUUCCAGGCAUAUUUGCAAUCGGCGACGCCAAGGGUGGCCCUGCCUUCACUCACAUAUCCUACGACGACUUCCGCAUCAUUCGCUCCAACCAUAUUCCAUCCGCCAUGUCACCAACGGCGCGGAGGCUGUCGACAACGAAGGUGUCAUCGUCGCGAAGGCUGACCCCGUACGUGAUCUAUACCGAUCCACAAGUGGGACACGUUGGCAUUCAUGCGUCGGAUGCUACGACUGCGCCGUAUCAGAAUCGGAAGGUCAAGACGGCUUCAAUGCCGGCGGAAUACGUUGCUCGUGGGCUGGAGACGGAUGAGACUCGCGGCAUGCUGAAGGCGACUGUGGAUGCGGAUACAGGGGAGAUCUUGGGAUUCACGGCCGUAUGCACGGAAGGGGGGGAACUGAUGGCCGUUGUCCAGACCGCAAUGAUGGGCGGACUAAAGUAUUGGGACUUGCAGGAAGCGGUCUGGGCUCAUCCGAGCUGGGCCGAAAGUUUGAACAACCUCUGGGCAUCCUUGGAGUGA
Messenger RNA from Eremomyces bilateralis CBS 781.70, 1461 nucleotides. RefSeq names its product FAD/NAD(P)-binding domain-containing protein. The record is from RefSeq and is a predicted model, not a curated record. The transcript has a single exon. Lineage: Eukaryota; Fungi; Ascomycota; Dothideomycetes; Eremomycetales; Eremomycetaceae. The coding region runs from base 1 to 1461 and encodes 486 amino acids. Gene Ontology annotation, molecular function: oxidoreductase activity; flavin adenine dinucleotide binding.